This is a messenger RNA of Ananas comosus (pineapple), 3662 nucleotides long. Its product is annotated as actin cytoskeleton-regulatory complex protein pan1-like. Gene Ontology annotation, cellular component: plasma membrane; cytoplasm; intracellular membrane-bounded organelle. The transcript is spliced from 13 exons. Gene Ontology annotation, molecular function: calcium ion binding; protein binding. The record is from RefSeq and is a predicted model, not a curated record. The coding region runs from base 270 to 3344 and encodes 1024 amino acids. Gene Ontology annotation, biological process: endosomal transport; endocytosis. Lineage: Eukaryota; Viridiplantae; Streptophyta; Magnoliopsida; Poales; Bromeliaceae.
AAAUCCCUCGUUUUUCCUAGUCUCUCCUCUCUCUCUCUCUCUCUCUCUCUCUCCUCCGUUGGGGCGAUAGAUCCCAACCACCGAACCCUUCGUCGCUCUACGGAGACAACCUCCGAAACCCUCGUCUCCGCCUCUCUCGUCGCCGCGCGAUCCAAUAAGCCCUAGAUCCCUCGGAUCCGGCCUCUUCUCAGCCGAUCGUGGCCGUGGGAGUUGAGGUUUGGAGGGUUUUGGUGGUGGUCGAGCUCGUGGAUUGAGCUGGGGGUUCGGCCAUGGCGAAUUUGGAGGUCUUUGAGGCCUACUUCAAGAGAGCGGAUUUGGAUCAGGAUGGGAGGAUCAGCGGCGCCGAGGCGGUCUCGUUCUUACAAGGAUCCAAUUUGCCGAAGCACAUCCUAGCUCAGAUUUGGAUGUAUGCUGAUCAGAACAGGAGUGGUUUUCUAGGGCGCCAUGAGUUCUAUAAUCUACUGAAACUUGUAACAGUGGCACAAAGUGGGCGUGAGCUAUCACCAGAGAUGGUAAAGUCUGCAUUAUAUGGUCCAGCUGCAUCUAAAAUUCCAGCUCCACAAAUAAAUGCAGUUCCUUCUUCUGCAGCUCAAAUGAAUUCUGCAGCUGCCCCUACAACCCAAAAAAAUUCAUUGCCACCACCUUCCAAUCAGAUGGGUGCAUCAGCACCACCACAAAACUUAGGGUAUAGAGCCCCACAAGCACCAUAUUCAAAUUUGGGUGUGAAUCAACAGGUACUCUCUUCAAACACCGCAUUCAUGAGGCCACCACAAGCAGCUCCUUCUCCUAGUAUGCAACAGAUGCCUGGAGUUAAUAGAGGACUCACUGGAGGUGGUGUGGCAGGGCCAACCCUUCCAGGCUCCAAUACAAUGGGCUUAGCAACUGAUUGGUUUGGCAAUAAAAGUGCUGGAGGUUCUGUUGGGAGUACCACACAACCGCCUCUAAGGGGCAUUACCCCCUCCCAGAGGCCAGAGGGUUUUGGUCUAGCACUGUCUAGUGCAACUGCAAUGACUCCUAGACCACCAACACAAUCCAUUACGCCAUCUGUUCUUCCGACUAAACCCCUUGAUCCCAUGUUACCUACCAUCGGGCAAGCUGCUAAUGGUUCGAAACCUUUAGUUGUAUCUGAGAACAGUUUUUCUUCUGCCUCGGGUUUGGGAGGGAAUUUAAUCUCUACUAGUUCUCAGGCGAUGCCAAUUGCUUCUACACUUGCCUUUUCUGCAAACAGUAUGCCCAACUCAUCCUCCCUUCCCUCUGUUUCUAGUAACUCUCAAAAUGUGCUAGCUCAACUUGAUCCUAUACAGAGUACCACAAGAAUCCCUCCAGGUGGUACUCAGCUUCAACAGACUAAAUCAGGGGUUAAUAACAUUCAGAGCACUCCAGUACUCCCCACAUCUAAUGUUUCAGCUGGACUUGCGAGUUCAAGUUCUGGUCAAUCUCAGGUUCAAUGGCCAAAAAUUGCUCAAUCUGACAUUCAGAAGUACACAAAAGUAUUUGUGGAGGUCGAUAAGGAUAGAGAUGGAAAAAUCACCGGUGAACAGGCUCGCAACCUGUUCCUGAGUUGGAGACUUCCCAGAGAGGUCUUAAAACAGGUGUGGGACUUGUCUGACCAAGAUAACGAUAGCAUGCUUUCCCUGCGAGAAUUCUGUAUUGCUCUUUAUUUAAUGGAGCGAUAUCGUGAAGGAUGUCCUCUUCCAGCUAUGCUGCCUGAUAGUCUUAAAUAUGAUGAGACAUUGUUACGCGCCACUGGUUUGCCUGCAACAACAUACGGUGGGCCAACUUGGCAACCAAAUGCAGGUUUUCCACAAGGUAUCCCUGGUGCACGUCCUGUGGUGGCUCCAGCUGGAAUAAGGCCUCCAAUCCAAACUUAUAUGCCUUCACAGAUUGAUGCUGCCGUACAGCCAGGACAACAGAAACCAAGAAUGCCGGGCUUGGAUAAUUAUGUGGUAGAUCAAAUCAGCAAGGACAAGCAAAGUACAGAAAGACCAGAACACCAGGAGGCAACUGAUUCUGGUAAAAAGGUUCAAGAGAUGGAGAAGCAGAUCCUUGAUUCUAAAGAGAAGAUCGAAUUUUACCGCAAUAAGAUGCAAGAUCUUGUACUUUACAAAAGUCGUUGCGACAACAGGCUGAAUGAGAUUGCAGAACGCGCAUCUGCUGACAAACGUGAGGUUGAGUUGCUAGGGAAGAAAUAUGAAGAGAAGUACAAGCAGGUAGGAGAGAUAGCCUCCCAACUGGCAGUGCAAGAGGUGACAUUUCGCGAUGUCCAGGAGAGGAAGCUGGAAUUGCAUAAUGCAAUCGUCAAAAUGGAACAAGGUGGAAGUGCUGAUGGUUUACUUCAGGUUCGUGCUGAUCGAAUCCAAAAUGACUUGGAGGAGCUAGAGAAAGCUCUUGGUGAACGCUGCAAACAAUUUGGAUUACACGUCAAACCCGCUACAUCUAUUGAGCUUCCCUUUGGUUGGCAACCUGGUGCACAAGAGGGGGCGGUGGAUUGGGAUGAAGAUUGGGAUAAGUUUGAAGAUGAAGGAUUUGUUUUGGUAAAGGGUCUCAAUGAAGAAGUUCAAAAUGCUCUCUUUGGCUCGAUGGAUGAGUUUUCUCCUUCCGCAUCGUCUUCUAACGGCCAUCUCAAGAAUGAAAAGCAUUAUAAUGCUGGAGAGCGAGCAACGGAGACUGAAGCAACCUAUGAACAUAGUGAAGAAGAAGCAAGAAGUUCUGGUAGUUCAGGAAGAAGUCCGUUUCACUCUUCACAGUUUGGUGUGCAUGAUAAUUCCCCACGCACUAAAGACAGUUACAGUGACCACGACGGUGCGGAAUCGAGAACCUCGGGCAACAAGUAUGAUGAACCUUCCUGGACCUUUGAAGACACCGACUCAGUAUGGGGCUCUAAUGCAAUGCAUACAACGGAGGAUGAUCACCAAGGGGGCACUCGUAACUCCUUCUCUGGUUCUGGGGACUUUGGUUUAAAUCCACUAAGAGUAGACUCCCCAAGCGCUGCCAGUGUAUUUGGAAAGGGAAAGAGGAGUCCAUUCUUCGAGGACUCUGUUCCGAGUUCUCCAGCCUUCAACUCCGGGUUUGGGUUCUCGCCGAAAUUUAAUGAAUCUCGCGACGAUAACUCUUUUGGUUACGGGAGAUUCGAUUCCUUCAAAACACAAGACAGCGGAUUCUUCCCUCAGGACAAGAGCUUCGCGAGGUCCGACUCCAUGAGCAGCACCAAAGACGACCGCUUUUCAAGGUUUGACUCAAUUAGCAGCUCGAGGAACUUCGGUCACAGCCGGGGAUUCGAAUCUUUUGAUGAGGCCGACCCGUUUGGGUCGACUGGACCUUUCAAGUCGUCUGGAAGCCACUAAACAGUGCUAUUCAACCUAGAAAGUUGAGACGCUGCGGCGGGACCUUUCUGUUUUGUUCCUUCAUACAGAUUUUUGCGUGCCCUUAUUAUUUAUUGCUUUCCUCUUUGUUUUCAGUUUGAAAAGUUGAUGAUUUUUUUUUUUUCUUUUUUCUUUUUAUUUUUCUGUUUGAAUCCUUUUUCGGGGGACUGUCGAACAUACUUCAAGUUGUUGUGUAUUAUUAUUAUUAUUGUUGUUGUUGUUGUUUUGUGAUCUGUGGUUGAUCCUUCCGCCUGAAAGUAAUUUCGAUUUUGAUGAGGACAUUGUAGACUUAUUUAUUUA